AUGAUACAUAUGCUAAAUGCAGCAGCUGAUCGAGUGAAAUGGACCAGAUCGAGGACUGCUAAAAGGGCUGCCUGCGUGGUGGCUGCAGCAUAUGCUCUGAAAACCCUCUGUCCCAUCAUUGGCAAGCGUUUAAAGCAAUCUGGCCACUGGAAGAAAAAAGAAGCUUACCCGGCUGCAGAGAAUAGAGAAAUACUGCAUUGCACCGAGGCCACUUGUAAAAAACCUUCUCCUGGAGUGAAUGCAGAUUUUUUCAAACAGCUACUAGAACUUCGGAAAAUUCUCUUCCCAAAACUUGUGACCACUGAGACAGGAUGGCUCUGCCUCCACUCGGUAGCUCUAAUCUCAAGAACAUUUCUGUCUAUCUAUGUAGCUGGUUUGGAUGGAAAAAUCGUGAAAAGCAUUGUGGAAAAGAAGCCUCGGACUUUCAUCAUCAAAUUAAUCAAGUGGCUUAUGAUUGCCAUCCCUGCCACCUUUGUCAACAGUGCAAUAAGGUACCUAGAGGGCAAAUUGGCCUUGGCCUUCAGAACUCGCCUAGUCAACUAUGCUUAUGAAACCUAUUUUACAAAUCAGACUUAUUAUAAGGUGAUCAAUAUGGAUGGGAGGCUGGCAAACCCUGACCAGUCUCUUACUGAAGAUAUUAUGAUGUUCUCUCAGUCUGUGGCUCACUUGUAUUCCAAUCUGACCAAACCUAUUUUAGAUGUAAUCCUGACUUCCUAUACACUCAUCAAGACUGCUACGUCCAGAGGAGCAAGCCCAAUUGGGCCCACCCUUUUAGCAGGGCUUGUGGUAUAUGCCACUGCUAAAGUGUUAAAAGCCUGCUCUCCCAAAUUUGGUAAAUUGGUGGCUGAAGAAGCUCAUAGGAAAGGCUAUUUGCGGUAUGUGCACUCCAGAAUUAUAGCCAAUGUUGAAGAAAUUGCCUUCUACAGAGGACAUAAGGUAGAAAUGAAGCAACUCCAGAAAAGUUACAAAGCUUUAGCAAAUCAGAUGAACCUCAUUUUAUCCAAACGUUUGUGGUACAUCAUGAUAGAGCAGUUCUUGAUGAAGUAUGUUUGGAGCAGCAGUGGACUAAUUAUGGUGGCUCUACCUAUUAUCACUGCAACUGGCUUUGCAGAUGGUGAUCUAGAGGAUGAUCGAAAGCAAGCUAUGGUUAGUGAGCGGACAGAAGCGUUUACCACUGCUCGAAAUUUAUUGGCCUCUGGAGCUGAUGCUAUUGAAAGGAUUAUGUCUUCAUACAAAGAGAUAACUGAAUUAGCAGGCUAUACUGCUCGAGUAUACAACAUGUUUUGGGUCUUUGAUGAAGUUAAAAGAGGCAUUUAUAAGAGAACUGCUGUCUUGCAAGAGUCUGAAAACCAUAGCAAGAGUGGAGUUAACGUAGAAUUACCCCUCAGUGAGACACUGGAAAUCAAAGGAAAAGUUAUUGAUGUGGAUCAUGGAAUUAUUUGUGAAAAUGUUCCCAUAAUUACACCAACGGGAGAAGUGGUGGCUUCCAAGCUAAACUUCAAAGUAGAAGAAGGAAUGCAUCUUUUGAUAACUGGUCCCAAUGGUUGUGGGAAAAGUUCUCUCUUCAGAAUUUUAAGUGGGCUCUGGCCUGUGUAUGAAGGAAUCCUAUAUAAACCACCUCCACAACAUAUGUUCUAUAUUCCACAAAGGCCGUACAUGUCUCUUGGAAGUCUUCGGGAUCAAGUCAUUUAUCCAGAUUCAGUGGAUGACAUGCAUGAUAAAGGCUAUACAGACCACGAUCUAGAUUGUAUUCUACAUAAUGUUCACCUCUAUCAUAUAGUUCAAAGAGAAGGAGGAUGGGAUGCUGUUAUGGACUGGAAAGAUGUCCUGUCAGGAGGGGAAAAGCAAAGAAUGGGCAUGGCUCGCAUGUUUUAUCAUAGACCAAAAUAUGCAUUGCUGGAUGAAUGCACCAGCGCUGUCAGCAUUGAUGUUGAAGGAAAGAUAUUUCAGGCUGCAAAAGGGGCUGGAAUUUCCUUACUUUCUAUAACACACAGGCCUUCUCUUUGGAAAUACCACACUCAUUUAUUACAGUUUGAUGGUGAAGGAGGUUGGCGCUUUGAACAAUUGGACACUGCUAUUCGUUUAACACUAAGUGAAGAAAAACAAAAGCUAGAAUCUCAGCUAGCUGGAAUUCCCAAAAUGCAGCAGAGACUCAAUGAGCUAUGUAAAAUUUUGGGAGAAGACUCGGUGCUGAAAACAAUAAAAAAUGAAGAUGAGACAUCCUAA
Mesoplodon densirostris (Blainville's beaked whale) is the source of this 2226-nucleotide messenger RNA. It is a transcript of the gene ABCD2, whose product is annotated as ATP binding cassette subfamily D member 2. Gene Ontology annotation, molecular function: ATP binding; long-chain fatty acid transmembrane transporter activity; ATP hydrolysis activity. Gene Ontology annotation, biological process: long-chain fatty acid import into peroxisome; peroxisome organization; very long-chain fatty acid catabolic process. The record is from RefSeq and is a predicted model, not a curated record. The transcript has 10 exons. Gene Ontology annotation, cellular component: peroxisomal membrane. NCBI's taxonomy places the organism in Eukaryota, Metazoa, Chordata, Mammalia, Artiodactyla, Ziphiidae. Bases 1 to 2226 code for a protein of 741 amino acids.